This is a messenger RNA of Acaulospora morrowiae, 1152 nucleotides long. The record is from the annotation of a GenBank genome assembly. Lineage: Eukaryota; Fungi; Glomeromycota; Glomeromycetes; Diversisporales; Acaulosporaceae.
AUGAGUUACCCACCGCAACAAGGAGGAUUACCUUAUGAUGGUCAAAAUGAACUACGCAGCUAUACAGCGUCUUGGCUCGGCACCAGUUCAAAGUGUCACAUUGAACUGGAGUACUAUUUGGCUAUUCAUGAUUUGUGUUGGAGUCGGAUUGGUCUUGAGUGCAAGUUAUUUGGCACUAGCACAAAAGUAUUUAACAUCACCAUUCGUCCUUAUAACGAGGUUGAGUUUGGUCUAAUAGUGCAAGCAUUAUUUACGAUUUGGUGGAUUUUUACAAUUACCGCUGCCUAUCAAGUCUGGUACCCGGCUGCUUGCAAGCAACGUCCGGCAGGCAAUAUGCCCGCAUCCAGUGCAAGAUGUGAUAACAGUCGAUUUGUGGUCAUUGUGAUCUUCUUGUUAUUCACAUAUUAUUGGGUUUCUCAGACCAUCUUUACAUGGGUUCACGUCACAACCUCGGGGGUUUUUGCUAGUUACUAUUUUCUCGAAGGGACUGAACAAGGUGUUCCUCCCUCACCGAUCAUUCAAAGCGCAAAACGUGCAUCAACAACAAGUCUCGGUAGUGUUUGUCUAGGUAGUCUAUUAGUUGCAUUAUUGCAAACGAUUCGUGCUCUUUUAAGAAUGGCGGCACAAGAAACCGAUAAUCCAUUCGGUGCCUUUUGUGCUGCUUGCGCGGAAGUGAUUAUUGGAUGUAUCGAAGGGUUGUUGCAAUACUUCAAUUUUUACGCUUACACGCAAGUCGCAAUUUACGGAAAGUCAUUCUGGCAAGCGGCCAAGGAUACUUGGGAGCUUAUUAAAGACCGCGGCGUAGAAGCUAUUAUUAACGAUAAUCUUAUUGGAAAUGUGGUCUUGAUUGGUUCAAUUCUCGUCGGAAUGCUUACGGCGUUGUUUGGAUAUCUUUAUACAAUAAUUAUCCAUCCAAGCUUCAAUCGAGAUGGUGGAUUCACUGCAUUGAUAAUAGUGUUGUCAUUCAUAAUCGGAUUCCAAAUGUUGUCGGUUAUCGGAUCAGUAAUACUUAGCGGCACGGCGACAACUUUUGUAUGUUUGGCCGAGGAUCCACGUGCAUUGGAACGAACCAAGCUAAACUUAUAUCGUGCCGUACAUAAUAGAGACUUACCCGAAUUUUGCACGGGGAUUACAUGUAUAACACUGGUUUGA